AUGCAGAUCGAGCUAGUCCGGCAUGGACAUGAUUCACGAGCUGCAGAAGAGCUAGAACCCCAUUUGCAGGAUCCCAGUCAUCGCAGUGUGGAACUCACUGAGGGAAAGGCCACAAUGGUGAAUGGAGAAAAGCAGUGGUAUGUGUGGCGGAUGGCCGAGGAGAACCACGUCGGAAUCGCUGAAGCCUGA
This is a messenger RNA of Penicillium atrosanguineum, 189 nucleotides long. RefSeq lists its product as uncharacterized. The record is from RefSeq and is a predicted model, not a curated record. The transcript has 2 exons. NCBI's taxonomy places the organism in Eukaryota, Fungi, Ascomycota, Eurotiomycetes, Eurotiales, Aspergillaceae. The coding region runs from base 1 to 189 and encodes 62 amino acids.